AUGUUCGUCGAGGAGGUCAUCAUCGACGGCUUCAAGUCGUACGCGACGCGCACCGUCGUCUCUGGCUUCGACCCGCGCUUCAAUGCCAUCACGGGCCUGAACGGCUCCGGGAAGAGCAACAUCCUAGACGCGAUCUGCUUCGUGCUGGGCAUCACCAACCUCUCGGCGGUCCGCGCGGCCAACCUCCAAGAGCUUGUGUACAAGCAGGGCCAAGCCGGCGUGACCAAGGCGAGCGUGACCAUCGUCUUCAACAACAGCGACGCGGCCAAGAGCCCGGUGGGCUACGAGCAGUACAAGCAGAUCUCGGUCGCGCGCCAGGUCGUGCUCGGCGGCAAGAACAAGUACUUGAUCAACGGCCACACGGCGCAGGUCAGCCAGGUGCAGAACCUCUUCCACUCGGUGCAGCUCAACGUCAACAACCCGCACUUCCUCAUCAUGCAAGGCCGCAUCACCAAGGUGCUCAACAUGAAGCCGCCGGAGAUCCUUGGCAUGAUCGAGGAGGCGGCGGGGACACGCAUGUACGAGAACAAGAAGCAGGCCGCGCUCAAGACGAUGGCGAAGAAGGAGAAGAAGGUCGACGAGAUCAACAAGAUCCUGGCCGACGAGAUCACGCCGACGCUUGAGAAGCUCCGGAAGGAGAAGCGCAACUACAUGCAGUGGGCCGCCAACAACACGGAGGUCGAGCGCCUCACGCGCUACUGCGUCGCGUACGACUACACAAAGGCCUUGGGCAUCUCGAGCAAGUCGAGCACCGAGCUCUCGGACCUGCAGGCCUCGCUCGCGGCCGCGCAUGCCAGAAAGGCCGAGCACGUCGCUGCGAUUGACGCGCUCGCCGACGAGAUGGACGAGAUCCAGAGCACGCGCGACGCGCAGCUGCAGGGCGACUUUGACGAGCUCAAGAGCAAGGAAGACGCGAUCGGGCGCGACGUCGUCAAGCUGCGCACCAAGGCGACCAACCACGCGUCAACCGUCGGCGCCGCCAAAACGCAGCUGGCGACGCUUCACGAACAGGCGGCCGACCUCGACCAAGCGAUCGCGUCGCAAGAAGCCUCAAUUGCGGCCUUGAUGCAGCGCGGCGAGAGCAUCGAGGCGACGCACACGGCGCGCGCUCAAGCCGUGACGGACCUGAGCGGCGAGAUCCAGGCGCUCAACGCCGGCGUGAGCAGCUCAAGCUCCAAGCAGUCGCUCACGGACCAGCUCGCGACCAAGACGCGCGAGCUCCAGGCCACAAACACGCACAUCCAGCAGCUGCAGCUCAAGUUGUCACACCACGUGACGUCGGUGGCCGCCAAGCAGGCGCAGCUCGCCAAGACCAAGAGCCAAAACAAGGCCAUCGAAGCCAGCGAAGCGACGCUCUUGGGCGACGUGCAACGCCUCGAGGAGCAGGUCGCGGACCUCGAGCGCCGCUUCAACCCCGGCGCGGAAGCCGAGUUGCGGGCGAAAAGCGACGACCUGCAGCGGCGCGUGGGGCAGCUGCAGCGGGAGUUGGACGACGCCACCGCCAGCGUCGCCGCGCGCCUUCGCCUCGACUUUGACACGCGGGCGGUCAACCCACGCGGCGUGCACGGCAUGGUCGCCAAGCUGCUCUCGGUGCGCGACGGCGCCCACGCGACCGCGCUGGAAAUGGCGGCGGGUGGAAAGCUGUACCAGAUUGUGGUCGACAACGAGCACACGGGCCAGGCUCUCAUCGAGCGCGGGAAGCUCAAGGGGCGCGUGACGGCCAUUCCGCUCAACCAGAUCACGCACCGGACGCUCACGGCGGCGCAAGUGGCGGCCGCGCAGCGCAUUGCGCGCGACAAGCGGGGCAAGGCGUGGCCGGCCCUGGAUCUGAUUGAUUACGAUGCCGCGGUCGCGCCGGCGAUGGCGUACGCCUUUGGCGCGACAUUCGUCUGCGACUCGAGCGCGACUGCCGAGGCCGUCACGUUCCACAAGGACGUCCGGGCGCGCACGGUGACCCUCGAAGGCGACUCGUUCGACCCGGCGGGCACGCUCCAGGGCGGGUCGGCGCCGAAGAACCACAGCGCGAUUCUGAGCCGCGCGCACGCCGUCGCGGGCCUUGCGAAGAAGCUGGAGCGCGCGCGCGCCGAGCGCAACGCUGUCGCGGACGAGCUCGACGCGAUGCGCGACGACGCCAUGGCGUACGCCGACCUUCAGCGCAAACUGGACCUCAAAGCGCACGAGCUCUCGCUGCUGCGGCGGCAGAUCCAAGAAACCUCGUAUGCCCAGAUCCAGGCCGAGCUCGCGCGACUCGAAGCCGACCACGCCGCAGCCAACUCGGACCUCGCGACCGCGACGGCGUCCGUGCCGACGCUCGAGGCCGCGAUCCGCGCGCUGCAGGAGGACAUUGCGUCGAUGGCGACGGGCCGCGAAGGUCGGCUCAAGUCGCUGGGCGUGCGCCUCAAGGACGCCAAAGCGGCGCUCGUCUCGGCGGCGUCAUCGCUGCAGACGCACACGCAGUCGGUCACAGAGCUCAAGCUCGAGCUCGACACGAUGCGGGACGAAAAGACGGCGCUCUUGGAGGCACUCGCGGCGGCCGACACGAGCCUCCAGUCGCUGCAAACCGAGUCGGACAAGGUGCGCAGCGCGCUUCGUGGCAUGGAAGCCAGCCUGGCCGAGGUCUCGGCGCAGCUCCAGGCGCAGCGCGCGAGCUUGGCGCAGUGCGACGAGGAGCUCAAGGGUCUCCAAGCCACGCUCGAGGCGCGCCAGAAGAGCAACCUCCAGAAGCAGCACCCGUGGAUUGCGACCGAGAAGGAGUACUUUGGCCGCGACCAGUCGGACUUUGAUUUCAAGCGGCUGGAACUCAACGUGGCCAAGAGCCGGCUCGCGGAGCUCAAGGACGCGCAGGGCUCGCUGGCCAAGAAGAUCAACAAGAAGGUCAUGGGCAUGAUCGAGAAGGCCGAGUCCGAGUACCAGAGCUUGAUGGAGAAGCGGACGAUCAUUGAGAAAGACAAGACCAAGAUCAACUCUGUCAUUACCGAGCUCGACACGAAGAAGAACGAGGCGCUCGAGAUCACGUGGCAAAAGGUCAACAAGGACUUUGGCUCGAUCUUUGCGACGCUCUUGCCGGGCACGAGCGCCAAGCUCGACCCGCCGGACGACGGCUCGAUCCUCGACGGGCUCCAAGUCAAGGUCGCGUUUGGCGGCGUCUGGAAGGAGAGUCUCACGGAGCUCAGCGGCGGCCAGCGCUCGCUGCUCGCGCUCUCGCUCAUUUUGUCGCUCUUGCUCUUCAAGCCCGCGCCCAUGUACAUCCUCGACGAGGUGGACGCGGCGCUGGACCUCUCGCACACGCAGAACAUUGGGCAAAUGAUCCGGUCGCACUUUAGCCACUCGCAGUUCAUCGUUGUCUCGCUCAAGGAAGGCAUGUUCAACAACGCCAACGUGGUCUUCCAAACCAAGUUUGUCGACGGCGUCUCGACCGUCGCCCGGUCCACGCCCCACGGACGCUAA
This is a messenger RNA of Saprolegnia parasitica CBS 223.65, 3447 nucleotides long. RefSeq lists its product as hypothetical. Bases 1 to 3447 code for a protein of 1148 amino acids. Gene Ontology annotation, biological process: chromosome organization. Gene Ontology annotation, molecular function: protein binding; ATP binding; ATP hydrolysis activity. Gene Ontology annotation, cellular component: chromosome. Lineage: Eukaryota; Oomycota; Saprolegniomycetes; Saprolegniales; Saprolegniaceae. The transcript is spliced from 2 exons. The record is from RefSeq and is a predicted model, not a curated record.